ACAACACUCUAUAUAUAUAUAUAUAUAUAUAUAUAGAUUAAUUAGAAGUUAAAAUUAGUAGUGAAAUUAAAUGGCUAUUAAGAGCUAUCCACGCAGUGCUCCUAGCGAUGGGAAACUAGACAUGACGUUGGAAGUGUUCAAGAAAUUUGUGAGGACUUAUGAUGCAGAUAGGGACGGCAGAAUAAACAGGGAAGAGCUCCAGGAAGCGAUCCACGCCAUCGGAGGGAGGCUGUGCUGGUUCAAAGGCCGCCAGGGGAUGAAGGCCGCCGACGGCAACGACAACGGCAACGGCUUCAUCGACGAUAACGAGAUGGACAAGCUCGUCGACUUUGCUCAGAAGAACUUGAACAUCCGGAUCGUCACCUACUAUUAACUCCCGCCGCCGGCCGCUUUCAUUAUAUAUAUUUGCGCGCUUUAUUUAUAUAUGCAAAUUGAAUAAAUAAUUCAACGCUUUCGCAAACACCGCCGCCGGAAUUUGGAUCAA
Molecule: messenger RNA, 484 nt
Organism: Ipomoea nil (Japanese morning glory)
Lineage: Eukaryota; Viridiplantae; Streptophyta; Magnoliopsida; Solanales; Convolvulaceae
Exons: 2
Coding region: 71-373 (100 amino acids)
Molecular function (GO): calcium ion binding
Source: RefSeq, a predicted model, not a curated record